AUGCCGGCAUCUAAUAAAGCAGUUAAAAUAUUCUUGGUGUUGUUAGAUUUAGCAGAAAUUCCAGGCGAAGCUACAGCGUUAACUGAAAUAUCGUCACAAUUUAAAAGAAGCUUGACCGCUUUAACCGAGCCGGUUAUCACAGCAAUUCUCAAAAGUGUAUCGUGUCCGCUCUUUGCAGUAGUGUUGAUGUCUUGUGGAUCGUACCAAAAUUUGCCAACAGCAUUUACAUCAGCACCUCUCCUAAUAAAAUAUUCAGCCAUUGAAUUGCUUCUGCUGAUGGCAGAAAAUAAAGGUUUGAUUGAAUUAGAAGGGUUAAUUUCAGCUCCAGAGUCAAUUAACAGCUUUGCAAUUUUGAAGUGA
Messenger RNA from Cotesia congregata, 360 nucleotides. The record is from the annotation of a GenBank genome assembly. Lineage: Eukaryota; Metazoa; Arthropoda; Insecta; Hymenoptera; Braconidae.